Zychaea mexicana is the source of this 576-nucleotide messenger RNA. Its product is annotated as cytochrome c-like domain-containing protein. The transcript is spliced from 6 exons. Gene Ontology annotation, cellular component: mitochondrial intermembrane space. Gene Ontology annotation, biological process: mitochondrial electron transport, cytochrome c to oxygen; mitochondrial electron transport, ubiquinol to cytochrome c. Lineage: Eukaryota; Fungi; Mucoromycota; Mucoromycetes; Mucorales; Lichtheimiaceae. Bases 1 to 576 code for a protein of 191 amino acids. The record is from RefSeq and is a predicted model, not a curated record. Gene Ontology annotation, molecular function: heme binding; electron transfer activity.
AUGGGCAUCCCAGCAGGAGAUAAAACCAAGGGCGCCAAGCUCUUCAAGACUCGUUGUGCUCAGUGCCACACUUGUGAACCUCGUGAUAUGAAAAAAGUAACUGUUUGUCCGUUCUAUGUGUCAAUGAAGGGAGGCAGCAACAAGGUCGGACCCGCGCUCCACGGUCUAUUUGGACGUCAAUCCGGCCAAGUUCCAGGAUUCUCGUACACCGAGGCCAACAAGAACAAGGGCGUCGUUUGGGAAGAGCAAACACUGUUUGAUUAUUUGCAAAACCCGAAAAAGUACAUUCCGGGUACCAAGAUGGCCUUUGCUGGUUUCAAGAAGGAGCAGGAAAGAGCUGAUGUCAUUGCUUACUUGAAGGAAGAAACAUCCAAUAAAAAAGACAACUUGGUUAUUCGUCGUUAUUUCUGGACGAUGGUUUUGGAACCUACCGCUACGCGUAGACGUCGCCUUGAGAAGCAGAAAGGAACAUACCAUAAUGCUAUGUUUUACUUGUCAGGCAAGCACUUGAUGGCAAUACAUCAGUGUCCGAUCGGUAUUGCUGUGUACUCCAUUCUGGAACAACCCUAUGGCUAA